This is a messenger RNA of Tripterygium wilfordii, 1059 nucleotides long. RefSeq names its product probable xyloglucan endotransglucosylase/hydrolase protein 10. Gene Ontology annotation, cellular component: cell wall; apoplast. Gene Ontology annotation, molecular function: xyloglucan:xyloglucosyl transferase activity; hydrolase activity, hydrolyzing O-glycosyl compounds. The transcript has 4 exons. The coding region runs from base 35 to 922 and encodes 295 amino acids. NCBI's taxonomy places the organism in Eukaryota, Viridiplantae, Streptophyta, Magnoliopsida, Celastrales, Celastraceae. Gene Ontology annotation, biological process: cell wall biogenesis; xyloglucan metabolic process. The record is from RefSeq and is a predicted model, not a curated record.
CUUCUCAUUUCUUUCUUGCACUCAACAAAAAAACAUGACAAAUUGUCUAAACGUCGUCGUCGUCUUCGUUGCGGUUCUUGGGCUGAAUUUGCUGAAUAUUUCAAUAGCUUCUGUUGUCUCAACAGGGGAUUUCAAUAAGGAUUUCUUUGUGACAUGGUCUCCUAACCAUGUAAAUACUUCUGCAAACGGCACGACAAGAAGCUUGAAGCUAGAUCAAGAAUCUGGAUCUGGUUUUGCUUCAGACCAGAUGUUCUUAUUCGGACAAAUAGACAUGCAGAUUAAACUAGUUCCAGGUCAUUCAGCAGGCACAGUUUUGGGGUUUUAUAUGACAUCGGAUUCGCCUAAUCGAGAUGAAAUCGACUUUGAAUUCCUUGGCAAUGUUACAGGACAACCUUAUAUCCUUCAAACAAAUGUUUAUGCUGACGGAUUCGAUAACCGAGAAGAGAGGAUCUAUUUCUGGUUUGAUCCAACAAAGGACUUCCAUACCUAUUCCAUCCUGUGGAACCUUCAUCAAAUUGUAUUUAUGGUGGAUUGGGUACCAAUUAGGGUAUACAGAAACCAUGCUGACAAGGGAGUGGCAUAUCCAAGGUGGCAGCCAAUGAGUCUAAAGGCGAGCCUAUGGAACGGCGACAGCUGGGCGACUCGAGGGGGCCGCGACAAGAUUGACUGGUCAAAGGGGCCAUUCAUAGCCUCAUUCCAGAAUCACAAGAUUGAUGCUUGUGUUUGGAAAGGAAACCCAAGGUUUUGUAGGGCAGGGAGCCCUACAAAUUGGUGGAACCAAGAGAGAAUGAGAUCUCUAACAGAUAAACAGAGGAGGUGGUUCAGAUGGGUCAGGAGAUACCACAUGGUUUAUGAUUAUUGUACAGAUAAUCAGAGAUUCAAUAAUAGCCUUCCAAAGGAGUGUUUCCUUCCUAAGUAUUGAUCAAAUAGGAGGACUUUUAUAUAUGUUGUAAUUUUUUAGCUAUUUGGAGAAUUUUAAUUCAGUAAUGUUUCAUUACUUAGUAAUAAUUAUGUAAUGCUUUUUUAAUAUUUGAAACGGGGAAGGAGAUUUGAACCUUG